AUGCAAAACAAAGAAGAGCAAGAAAGUUUAAGGAUUAUGAUAUGCAUAGAUCAAAUUAUGGUGACUUCAUGUAGUGAUCAAUUUUAUCAAUUGUUGCAAAGAUCGUUGGUCGUUCUUCAUUCUCCUAAAAAUGUUGUUCUGAAACACACGAUUAAGGAGACAUUACAAAGACAAACAUGGCAUAAUCUAAUAAAUAAAAUCUCAAUAAGGAAAGAAUAA
Messenger RNA from Diversispora eburnea, 219 nucleotides. NCBI's taxonomy places the organism in Eukaryota, Fungi, Glomeromycota, Glomeromycetes, Diversisporales, Diversisporaceae. The record is from the annotation of a GenBank genome assembly.